AUGAAAUCGUAUAGUACGGGCCAGACGACAAAUCAGGUACCACGAUUCAGUUUAUAUCGUACGUACGUCAAACAUUUGAUAGAUGAUAAAAAAACGGAAGAAGCCGUUAAACUAUUUCAAGAAGUUUAUAAGACCUCAGAAGAAUGGGAAAAACAAAUUAUUGCUUUUUUACAACGAAAUGAAUUACAAGUGAUAACUCCUUAUAUUCCAACUACAACAAUAAAACUAAGUCCAGUUGUUUAUGAACAAGUAUUAAAUGAAUAUUUAAAUCAGAAAAAGUACGAUAUAUUGAAACAAUUAUUAACAGAAUGGCCAUCAGAAUUGUACGAUUUGAAUUGUAUUGAAAGAAAAAUUCGUUUACAAUUGACAGAUGAAAAUACAUCAGUAACGUUAUUAGAAUGUUCGGCAAUCAUAAUGAAGAAUCCACAAGCAUUUGAGUUAAUUGUAAGACAAAAUCUUUAUAAACAAGUUCUUCCUAAAGUUGAAACAUUGUUGCGGAUCGAUAGACAACGUGCUUUGGAUUUGUUGGUGGAACAAGUCGUUAGUGCACUGGAGAAUAAUCGUUUAUUCCUUCAUUUGUAUUUAGAUGCAUUAUUUAAUAAGAAUGCUAAAGAAUCGAGCAAAUACCAUACACUUCAAGUGACUUUAUAUUCAGAAUUUGAUCCUGAUAAAUUAAUGACAUUUUUACGAAAAGCAACCUAUAAUAUACCAGAAGCAUUAGCUGUGUGUGAAAAAAAACGUUUAUAUCGCGAAACAGUAUUUCUUUAUGGUCGUGCUGGUAAUCCAACAGUUGCAUUACGAAUUAUUUUAACUGAAUUAAACGAUAUUAACUAUGCAAUUGAAUUUUGUCGAGAACAAGGCAUUAACACUUUAUGGACUCAACUUAUUGAACAAUCAAGAAAUAAACCAGCUUUUAUUAGUGGCUUGUUGAAUAAUGCUGGUAGUGAUAUCAAUCCACAAAUUCUAAUCAAUAACAUCAAUACAAACAUGCAAAUACCUGGUCUAAGAGAUUCAUUAUGUAAAAUCAUGCAAGAUUACAAUAUUCAAAUGUCAUUAUCAGAAUGUUGUCGAAAAAUUAUUGUCCAAGAUUGUUUAUCAUUAAGAAAAAAAACAGUUGAUUUAUUGCAGCACGGUUAUUUAGUGAAAGGCAAAGAAAUGAUUGAUUUUAUUGCUGAUUAUCUUUCCACUGUUCGUGAUAGACGAGUUUACCCAAAUGUAAAACCUGGAUACAUGAGACCGCUAAUAGCUGAAGAUGCACCGCGAGAAGGUGAAAGUUGGAAUAGCAUAUUUGAAGACAUAGAACGAGUUAUCAUGCCUGGUCACUCAUGCUUGUUUCAUAUUCUGAAGGAUAUGUUAGCUAACGGAUUAGGUCAACUGGGUUUCACAUGGGUAAGAACGAAAGAGAGUUUGAACGGUUUACACAGAUUAAUUGUGAGUCUGUUCCAGGCUUCAAGUCCCGCAUGUACAGAACUCGAAACGGUUGUUAUGGACUGGUUAGCAAAAAUGAUCGGGUUGCCAAAUGACUUUUUACAUUCUCAUGCUGAUACAACAGGAGGCGGUGUUAUCCAAACUACUGCAAGCGAUGCAACAUUGGUCGCAUUGCUAGCUGCAAGAAAAGAAGCUAUUCAUCGAGUACAGUCUCAAUUUCCAUACUUGAAUCCAUCUGAAAUCAAUGGACGAUUAGUAGCUUAUUGCUCGGAUCAGGCACAUUCAUCGGUCGAGAAAGCGUGUUUGAUUGGUCUCGUCAAAUUGAAUCUAGUACCGUCGGAUGAUAAAUUACGUUUACGUGGCAGCGCUUUACGACAGGCUAUUGCAAAAGAUAAAGAAAAUGGUCUUAUUCCAUUUUAUCUGUGUGCUACAUUGGGAACAACUGGCGCUUGUGCAUUUGAUAAUCUCGUUGAACUUGGACCGAUCUGCGACAGAGAACAUAUAUGGAUACACGUCGAUGCUGCUUAUGCUGGAACAGCCUUUUUGUGUCCAGAAUUUCGUCAUUUUAUGGAUGGUGUUCAAUAUACACAAUCAUUUGCCUUUAAUCCAUCGAAAUGGAUGUUAGUUCAUUUCGACUGCACAGCGAUGUGGGUUAAAACAAGUGCAUCAUUACAUCGUGCGUUCAACGUUGAUCCACUAUAUUUACAACAUGAAAAUGCAGGAGUUGCUAUUGAUUACAUGCAUUGGCAAGUACCACUGAGUCGUCGUUUUCGUGCACUCAAAUUAUGGUUUGUAAUUCGAUCAUUUGGUGUUGAAGGUCUUCAAAGACAUGUUCGACAUGGUGUGAAUAUGGGUCGUCUAUUUGAAUCCUAUGUGAAAUCAGACGAACGAUUUGAAAUACCGGCUGAUAGGCAUUUGGGAUUGGUUGUAUUUCGUUUAAAAGGCGACAAUGAAUUAACGGAGCAACUGUUGAAAGAAAUUAAUGGUGGCGGACAAAUACAUUGCGUACCAGCUAGUAUAAAAGGAAAAUACAUUAUUCGUUUUACUGUUACAUCAACUGAGACAACGGCGGAUGAUAUCGAGCGUGAUUGGCGUAUUAUUAAAGUAGCAGCAACAAAAAUAUUAGCUCCAUUGAUGAAUGUCUCACCUCAAAGUCGUCGUCGAAAGAUGCGCACGUUGCAUGAUGAUUUCCGUAUGAGUCUUGUCUUGUCCAACACUCCACAUUCUCCAUGUUUAAUCAACGGCAGUUUUGCAGCCAUAUUACCACUGGAUUCCAAUCAUGUAUUUCAAAUGACUCAUGAAUUGAGUCAAAGGGCGCUGAAACAUUCACCAUUUCCUGUGACAACGAGACGACGACCUAAGAAAAUAUUUGGAAUUGAUCAAAAACAAAUGAGUGUUGAUCGAGGAUUGAAACCCAUGCUAUCUACUCUAGUUGAUCAUGUUCAAAGUAUCCCCAUUAUCAGUCGACAAGGUAGUCUUGAUUCACGUAUCGAAGAAAUAUUAGAUAUGGAAUCGACUGGUACCCAUGGUUCAUCAUCACCGGCUGAAACACCACCAAAAGGUGGCGAACAACAGCAACAACAGACGACAACUAUUUUCAAUAAAUCACCUAAAAAUAUGAAAAUAUCGUCAACAGAUGAGCUUUCAAAUAUUUCAAAUAUACCAGCAGAAAAUCAUGAUCUUCAAAAUGGUCAUGCGAGAGAUGAUAAUGAAAUACGUAUAACAGUGCCACGUGUAAACAAAUUAAAAUGUAAAAGAAUCAUCAAUAACUAA
This is a messenger RNA of Didymodactylos carnosus, 3201 nucleotides long. The record is from the annotation of a GenBank genome assembly. Lineage: Eukaryota; Metazoa; Rotifera; Eurotatoria; Philodinida; Philodinidae.